Molecule: messenger RNA, 739 nt
Organism: Phanerochaete carnosa HHB-10118-sp
Lineage: Eukaryota; Fungi; Basidiomycota; Agaricomycetes; Polyporales; Phanerochaetaceae
Exons: 6
Coding region: 49-699 (216 amino acids)
Molecular function (GO): carbonate dehydratase activity; zinc ion binding
Source: RefSeq, a predicted model, not a curated record
CUCGUUCGCAUCCCCCGCUCAAUCACUCAGCCUCCGCUCGUCAGGCAAAUGUCGACGCCGUAUAACGUACCCCUCGUGAAUCCCGAUAAAACCCCAGAGGACGGCCAUGCGUGCAAAAGUAUUCACGCCUAUCUCAACUCCAGCAGACGCGAGAGCAGCACGUUGAGCUCUGCACCUGCAACCACAGUCAUGGUCGUACACGCCGACUUCGUGAAGAACAACGAGGAGUAUGCCGCUACGUUCGGCGAGAAGAGCUCUCUGCCACUGGCGCCUGCGAAGAAGCUAGCCAUCGUUACGUGCAUGGACGCACGCAUCAAUGUUUACGCCGAGCUUGGCAUCCACGAGGGAGAUGCUCACAUUAUCCGCAAUGCCGGAGGCAGCGCUAAGGACGCACUGCGUUCUAUCAUCAUCUCCCAGCGUCUUCUAGGCACUCGCGAGAUCGCCGUCUUCCAUCAUACGGGCUGUGGCAUGCUCACCUUCAACACGCAACAACUACGCAAGCUCGUGAAAGACUCCGAUCCGAACAACGAAGCGCUCAAGGCUGUUGACCAGAUUGAUUUUCUGGAGUUCCCUGAAAUUGAACAAAGCGUGAGGAGCGAUGUCCAGUAUCUCAGGGAGAAUCCGCUGGUUCUCCCGGAGUCAAUAAUUACCGGAUGGGUCUUCGAGGUUGAAACAGGAAAAGUCCGCCAAAUUGUUUGACACGGAGUACACUCACAUGCACACGGUCCCAGCAUGUCCG